Molecule: messenger RNA, 1217 nt
Organism: Sitophilus oryzae (rice weevil)
Lineage: Eukaryota; Metazoa; Arthropoda; Insecta; Coleoptera; Curculionidae
Exons: 6
Coding region: 147-1178 (343 amino acids)
Source: RefSeq, a predicted model, not a curated record
AUUCUGUCAAAGUAUUUGAAACUUCUCAAAACCGUUUGCAUUUCUAACCUUUCAAUUUGAAAAAGAAAACAAAAAGUUUGUUAUUUGUAUUUGGGUAAUAUUUUUGAGGAUUUUGGCAAAUUUCAAUGCAUUUCUUUAAGUUCUAAAUGGCUGAAACAGUCGUACAAAUCCAUUCCAGAAAGCAGAGAAAGAAAGCCGAGUUACCCUUUCAUGACGAGGAACCCAUGUUUUCCGAUACAGAUGAUGAGAUGGAGUUUGAGCAGAAUUUUACCAGAUUCAUUACGAAAAACUCGAACUGUUUAGGCAGUAAAGUUAAUGUAAAUAAAACAUUCCCAAGACAGCUGGAGGAUAUAUUGGAGUUUUCUGAUGAAUGCGUUUCUUGUAAGAAGAACAAAACUGUACUGAAAUCACUCAGCAAUCGUUCGAAAAUAUGCUCAGAUAAUAGGUCGCCUUCAAUUUCAAGCACAGACAGUGGAGUUACGUCUGAUUCGAGAGUUUUUUUGAAACAAAAGUUCCGAAGUCCAAAUCAGGGCAAAGGACAGACAAAAGAACUACUUGUCUUGUUGGAUAAAGUUACUAACGAUCAGGAAAUGAUAAGUAAAGCAAAUACAAACAGUGAAGCAGUGGAAUUGAAUAAUACAAGAUUGAAUGGAACGAAAGACACUCAUGGUGAUGAAAAUAAAAAGCCGGGAGAAAAUGAAUCUCAAACUAAGGAAGGAGAUGCGAUGAGGACCUUAUUAGAGGAAAUUCAAGACAGGAGAAGAAGCAUAGGGUUACCCUGCCGAAAAAUAUCACAUAAUAAUAAUCAUAAUUCUAAACCACACAAUGAUAUAGCCAAUGGAACAUUAGAAACUCCAGCGAAGAAAUUUAAGUCGCCUAUGAAAGUUAGUAAAAAGAGCAUCCAAAUAAAAAAACCGGACUACAAAUUUGUGGAUAAAAAUAUAUUUAAGCUACCCGUUGAUAUUACAUUGAAUCGGUCUCUGGAAAAUGCCAUAGUAAGAAAAUUGGGUAGAAAUGCUGGAUCCACUACAGCAGAAGACUCAUUUACUAUAGAACGUGGGGAUUUCAGGUCGUUCCAGACGCAGAAAGUGAGAAAACUGUAUUCGCCCAGCGCCUGGCUAAAUUCCUACGAAAUUUCGCAAAUGUGCUUGAAUAAUAUGACACUGUCUCAAGUCUGAUGUAAACAUUUAUCUGAAAUACAUAUAGAAAAAUAUCUA